AUGAAAUAUACACAAGUUCAAGGUGAGCUUGAUAAAUCAGUCAUUGUCGAAGGGAAACGAAAGCGUCAUGCUGUGGAACGUAUGGUGAUCAAUAUAGACACUCCUAGUCGAAAACCGAAAAUUGCUGCACCAGGCCUCGGAAUUGCUCUCGGUGACAUACCGUAUGUGAAGGAAACACUCGAGAAGACAAAAUGCGUGAUGUUGAAAGGGAUGUUUCGUCUCUGUUAUGGUAGAGUGGGAAAUCGUGCCUCUAUGAAAAAGGAAUUGCGUACAUUCACUGGGUUUCCGUUCGAUGAUAGUGACACGCAAUUCCAGAAGAGAAAGGCUAUAGCUCAGAAACUCUCAGUUGCCGAAGUGAUUCGAUUAUUUAUCUUGAUUCAGAUUUUUUUGCGGGUUCCACAUUUUUCUAAUAAUUUAAUUUCAUGUUCUUCAUUUACUCAAUUACAGAUCAGUAAUAUUCUAAUGUUCCUUCUGAAACCAACGGAUCUUGGCAAAUCUCCCGAAUCAUUGGUUAAACGUAAGAAGGGUUCAAAGAAAAGAAAGCGUCAGACGAAAAAAGAAGCCAAAAAAGGUGACGAGGUAAGAUGCAAUCAUAAGAUUGGUAUUCAAUACCUUCAUGAAAUGGGCAAGGCUCGAAAGUUAGGAAAAAAAAGUGAACCAAAAGCAAAGAGACAAAAGAAAUCAGAAGAAGUUGAGAGUUCGGAUGGAGGAGGUGAUUCAUCUGAUGAGGAAGACAACAAUGAUGAUAGUGGCGGCGAGACAGAGAAUGCGCAUGAGAAGGCAUCCGUGACCAAAAAAAGCACUGCACAUAACACCGGAGGUGCUCACAAGAAAACCCUGAGCAAAGGCACAGAUAAACACAAAAAGAAAGAAACCGAGCAUGAAUCGAAAUGGGGCAAUGGCGGUCCAACGGACGUGGAACUGAAUGCGGAAAUUGAUAUGCUUCUGCACACAAUGGAUCUAUCGCAAGCAACAAUGAAGGAGAUGUGUGUUGAGAUAGCGUGCAAAUUCCCGAAUUUAAAUAUGGAUAAAUACAAGAGUGCUUUGAAACAGCGAAUCAAAACGGCACUGGAUAAGCUGGAUGCAUGA
Anisakis simplex (herring worm) is the source of this 1089-nucleotide messenger RNA. Lineage: Eukaryota; Metazoa; Nematoda; Chromadorea; Rhabditida; Anisakidae. The record is from the annotation of a GenBank genome assembly.